Molecule: messenger RNA, 924 nt
Organism: Aspergillus viridinutans
Lineage: Eukaryota; Fungi; Ascomycota; Eurotiomycetes; Eurotiales; Aspergillaceae
Exons: 2
Coding region: 1-924 (307 amino acids)
Biological process (GO): secondary metabolite biosynthetic process
Molecular function (GO): monooxygenase activity; FAD binding
Source: RefSeq, a predicted model, not a curated record
AUGGUACGUGUUCUUACCCUGAUUAUUGUCCAAGACGUUGACGCCGGUGCUCUCAAGACAGUUGAAAUAACUGGGUUACAUAUCAUUAUUGUCGGCGCAGGGCUCGCUGGUAUUUCUGCUGCAAUAUCGUGCGCAUUAGCCGGCCAUUCCGUCACCGUCCUAGAUGCAGCAAAAGAACUUGCAGAAGUUGGUGCAGGCCUUCAAGUCACUCCCAAUGGCUCGCGCCUUCUCAAAAUCUGGGAUCUUCCUCAAACCAUGUGGGAGCAGGCAGCUGAGCCAACACGGUUAACUGUACAUCGAUAUUCUGGGGCAGUGCUGGCCCGUGAGGACGACUUUGAUAAGACUAUCCGAAGGAAAUACGGCGGGCCUUUCGUUGAUCUACAUCGAGCGGACUUGCAGCAAGCUCUGUACAAACGGGCCCAGCAGUUGGGAGUGAAGUUCCUUCUGAACGAACGCGUACAAAAUGUUGAUCCCGCAGUGCCGUCGCUAACUACUAUUUCGGGGCACGAAUACAACGCUGACCUAAUAGUUGGAGCUGAUGGCUUGUGGUCACGAACUCGAGAAUGCUUCCUAGGGACUGCUGAUCCCCCCAAGCCGACAGGAGACUUGGCAUAUCGAAUCGUUCUGUCUUUGGAUCAAAUCCAAGAGCCAGUUUUACGAGACUGGGUUAGCCGUCCAGAAGUCCAUUUUUGGAUUGGUCCCAGAUCCCACGCUGUUGGAUACUCCUUAAGGGCGGGCAAAAUGUAUAAUCUUGUAUUGCUUGUACCCGAUGAUCUACCUCCAGGUAUCACGAAGCAACCUGGAAAUGUCGAAGAAAUGAAACGGCUGUUCGAAGGCUGGGAUCCCGUGUAUGCUGAGUUUGACGGGCCACUUUGCAUUCCAAAAUCAAUGACUAACUCAAUUCAAGUCUCACUCAACUUCUAG